Molecule: messenger RNA, 3211 nt
Organism: Melanotaenia boesemani (Boeseman's rainbowfish)
Lineage: Eukaryota; Metazoa; Chordata; Actinopteri; Atheriniformes; Melanotaeniidae
Product: transmembrane protein 163-like
Exons: 8
Coding region: 187-1041 (284 amino acids)
Cellular component (GO): synaptic vesicle membrane
Molecular function (GO): zinc ion binding
Source: RefSeq, a predicted model, not a curated record
UAUUUUGAACUCCACAUCUCCAACUUCCGGUUUUGUCUUGCUUACACUGUGUAAUUUGACGCAGCUGGACUUUCUGCCCUCCUCCCUCCCCGUCUGUCUCUGGGUCUCGUGUGAAAAGCUACACCUCUCACCCAGGUGGGACAUUUUUGGAGUGCCUCUCUGGAACCGCAUCUCACCGCCGAGAAGAUGACAGACUCGUCCCCGCCAGACUCCACCACCAUCCCGGUCCCGGCUGUUGUUGUGGACUCCACGAUGGUUAACGGGCAGUGCGAGCAACAACAACAACAACAGCAGGAGCCCAACACAGAAAGUCAGGGAGGGGGCUUCAAGAUGGACCAAGAGAUGAAGAUAACAGAGAGCAUAGAGGACCGAGGCCUCCUGGAGAGCAGCAUGCGCCUGAAGCCUCAUGAAGCACAGAGCUACCGGAAAAAAGCUCUUUGGGUGUCCUGGGUGUCCAUCAUGAUCACCAUCAUACUGGCCAUCGCUGCUUUCACCGUUUCCAUCAUGCGCCACAGUGCUUCAGCUUUUGGAUUUGCUUUUGACGCCACGCUGGACGUGCUGUCCUCCGUCAUCGUGUUGUGGCGAUACAGCAACGCAGCAGCUGUCCACUCAGCACACAGGGAAUACAUAGCUUGUGUCAUCCUGGGUGUGAUUUUCAUCCUAUCCUCCAUGUGCAUCCUGGGAAAAGCUAUCCACGACCUGGCCACCAAACUGCUGCCUGAAGUGGAUGACUUCCUGUUCAGCGUCUCCAUCGUCAGUGGCCUGGUGUGCAUCACCCUGGCUGUGAUUAAGUUCAUGCUCGGCAAAGUGCUCACGAGUCGAGCUCUUAUCACCGAUGGAUUUAACUCACUGAUUGGGGGGAUCAUGGGCUUCUCCAUCCUCAUCAGUGCUGAAGUGUUCAAGCAUGAGCCCAAGGUGUGGUACCUGGAUGGAACAAUAGGCGUCCUCAUCGGCCUCAUCAUCCUCGCUUAUGGAGUCAAGCUGCUGCUGGACAUGGUCCCCCGGGUCCGACAGACCAGGAACUACGAGCGCUUUGAGUGAUGGAUCACAGAGGAAAGGGUGGAGGGAUGGAUGGAGGCCGACUGAAUGACUGACAGGACAGGGACUGUAGAGAAGCUCCCCACAGUCUCUCCACAGACAAUCACAUUCAGUCGAGGUGUCAGUGAAGGCAUCGUUAAAGGGGACGGCGACAGCAGCAACAGAUGAAAACCCUUCGGCACCUUUUAAUUGUUUUAGUUUUAGUGUACAUACAUCUACAUCUUCACAGUGACCGGCAGCCUGCUGUUUUCAUGCCUCCAUAUUUAAAAUGGAGGCUCACGAAGCCACGAGAGGGAGUUGUAGACAAGAGACGAGCUCAAGCUGCAAUGUACUGGAGAUAAAUGGGGCUCCGAGAGCUCAAAACUCCAUAAAAGCAACAGAUGGUUGCACAGCAGCUUGAUUUAUAAUACCUCAGUUUCACCUCAUGGCCCUGUCACAACACAGCAGAUUAUUUUUCCCAUGGUUCCCGGAGGCCUGCGCUCAGCUGUGCUGUAAAAUGUUGCAGCGCAGCAGGUCAAACUGAUGGAUGUAGCAGUGGAUUAUUAAUGGUUCUUACCUUUUUAUUACUACUGAGAGGAUAUCAAUAUAAGGCCCAUUUGGCAAAGGGAGCAGGUACAUGAGUACAUGCUGAAAGGCACAAUGUUUAUGUGGGCACCGCUUCAAGCAGCAGCUCAUGUGCUGAAUGAAAAUCAUCAUUUCUGGCAUCCAGGUCACAUCACAGUCUUGACCCGACUUCCCCUCAACUGUGGAGGGAAAAUAUCCGCAUUUAGUAUCAGUUUGUCUCCCAUAAAUGAGACUCCAGUUUAUAAAUUAAUUUUCUUAAAAUAUAACAAAGGUACAGCUUUCUGAAGUAAUCAGGCAUCAGUUUAGGGACCACAACAUUUUACUUUUUGCUUCCAUUUGUACAUAAGUGUGUUGCAUUCACUUGAAAAAAGGAAACCAAAAAGUCUCUCUAAAUUAGUUAAAUCAUUUUUUAAUUUUUUCUUGUAUUAACUAGAUAAUUUACAACAAAAAAACUCAAUGAAAUGAAAAAGCAGAUUUUCUGAAAGACCUAAAAAGAUUUUUACAAAAAACCUCUGUUUUUCUGAAAUAAGUAGAAAUGUUUUCCCAAAGAAAGCAUUUUCUCUGAAUUAAUUUUUUUUGGAAAAAGAUAAUUUCCCCCAACAGAAUCAUUGAAUCUUCAUCAAAUUUUCUGAAAUAUAAACGUUUUCCUCAAAAAAUCUUUUUAUGACUUAAAACAAAUUUCAUAAAAAAAGCUUUUUAUAAAUUAACGAGGACCCUCUCCACCCAAAAAACUUUUGUUUUUCUGAAUGUUACGACCCCGCCUCGAAAUCCAGGGGAUCAAGGGAUCGACAACAAAAACAAGCUGGACCAAACUUAAAGAUAUAUAUACACACCGUUUUAUUACAAACCCAGGUUCCAAUUCAAACACAAAAACAAAACAACCAAAGGUGUCCAAGGUACGGAAUAUCUUGUCUGGUUAAAGGAAAAAUGAAAACUAAUUAACUAAAGGUGUCCUCAGUUGAGGUAACAAUUAACAAAUACAAAAUAAAUAGUUCUCUUUACUUAUUUAACUUUAACAAUCUAUACAAUCUUAAACCAUUAUACAAACCAAAAUCUUAAUUAAAACUUACUUUAAGCUUCUUUUGAAAAAACAAACCAAAAUCAGUCCCACAAAAUAAAUAAGGAAGGUAUUUAAACUACAAACCAAAUACAGCUACAAAACCUACCAAAACAAAAAGCUACUCACAAACGAUGAGAGCGAACAAUUUAUCUUAACUCAAACACAAUCGUGUAACUACGGGGAAAACCAAAUGCUCCUACAAUCAAUUAACCAACCAACGCUUCACUAACAAUCCCAGUUGGCAAGCUGAGGGCCUAAUGACCAGUUGGUGCUUCCUCCCUUUUAAAGGCCAGGUGUUCCGUUGGUUGGUUUGGCUGGGUGGCAGUCGUCCAAUCAGGGAGUCAGAAGAGCUGGGCGGUCCCUCAGAUCCACAGCCAAUCGCAGAGUUGCAAUCACACAGUUGGAUUUGCAUUAACACAGAACCCGGCCACGCCGGGGGAUGUGACACUGAAAAAAAGCAGAAAAACUGCUUUUUUGUAAGAAAAGAUCAACAUUUUUUCCCAAAACGCAGAUUUUCCCCCAAAAUUUUGUUUUUCUAUAUUAAGAUAA